Molecule: messenger RNA, 468 nt
Organism: Effrenium voratum
Lineage: Eukaryota; Dinophyceae; Suessiales; Symbiodiniaceae
Source: the annotation of a GenBank genome assembly
AUGGCGUUGCAGAUCUUUGAGCACAACACCUUCCUGGAUGUGCUCCUCCCUGAGGAGCUUGAGCUGCGCCAACCACGAGGUCGGAGCUGGUCCGAGGGCCCCCGGGUGCAUAAAGCGUCGCGGCCGCCUCCUUUACCAGAGUCUUCCUCGAAAGUGCGUUCCUCAAAGGUGCGUUGCGAAGUCUCCAACGAGAGCAGCGUGACUGCCCUGCCAGGGGAUUGCAGCCCUUGCGUGUUCUUCGCCUCCAGCCGUGGCUGCGACAGCGACGCUUGUGGCUUUUGCCACAAGCACGCAGCUGCCUCGUUGGAGAAACGACCUCGGAAGCAAACUCGGGACAGGACCAAACAGGUGGUUCGUGCCGUCAUGGAAAACAUCCAGGACCCAAGGAGUCGUUUGAGGCUGCAGAGGCUCGCUGGCCAAUGCCCCUACACGCGGUCCAUCAUCUUGGGGCAUUUGGACGCCCUUUGA